Messenger RNA from Leishmania major strain Friedlin, 2718 nucleotides. RefSeq lists its product as hypothetical. Bases 1 to 2718 code for a protein of 905 amino acids. Lineage: Eukaryota; Euglenozoa; Kinetoplastea; Trypanosomatida; Trypanosomatidae. The transcript has a single exon. The record is from RefSeq and is a predicted model, not a curated record.
AUGGAGGUGGACCUCAGCCCGUUCUUCGAAGGUGCGAUGUGCGCACUGGUGGACUCGAACGGUGCUGAGCUUGCCAUCAGUCGUGCCUUUGCAAGUGCCGCCAACGCAUGCCAUGAGGCGCACCAGCCGCAGCGCUCGCGCGCGUCGGUUGUAGUGCAGCUGCGCAUCACCUCACCGCUGCCGUUGUGGACACGGCAGGCGAAGGACGUGGUACUGCGCUGCGUCGAUCGCGCCGUGACGCGCAUCUUUCCCCCGCUGGACGUUCUGCAGUACAUCGGCGCCGACUCCCCCGUCUUUCUCGCCGCAGAUGCCGGUGCCAGCGGCGAGAAGGCGGUGCCGCAUCUGCGCGUGUCUUUUGCGGUUCAGCCAUCUGCCGCCCUGUGGCCCUCCCGGGUGCUCAAACAGCAUGCGGUGGAAGGGGAGGUUAUGGCAGGUGUGCAGCUUGGCGAUUCAGAGACUGGUGCCACGGCGGCUUUGCAGUGGAUGCGGGAUACGCUAUCGGACAUGGACUUGUGGAACCGAGCUCGAGCAGCGCAUCAGCUCUAUGACGCCAGCAUCGCUCUCGAUGGUGUCCAGCAGCGCUCUGGCGGCAUGUCGGCCUCGGAGACGACAUCGAUAGACACGGCGGUAGCGCUUCCGUCCCGGCAGCAGGCGUAUGAGGCAAACCACACUCAGCUGCAGUGGCAGCUUGCUCGAUGGCUGACAGAACUCUUCAUGAACGAGGGCAGCUGGGCUCGGCUGCCAGCGUCGCCAUCGACUGGUAUCCCCGGGUCCGCUCAGAAAAGGCCCGUUAACGCGGCGACGCGGCACCUCUUUCAGAGUCCUUUUCGGCCAUCGUUUUCGAACGUUGUGGACGCAGCUCUCUCGGCACCGCCUACAACCGCACAAAACACUGCGUCCGGAUCCGCCGUGCCGCGUCGCCUCCUCCACACAGAUGUGCGCGGCGUGGAGUGCGAUGGCUUGUUGGUCGGGCACACCUCUCGGUAUGCCUACAUUGCGGUGCCCUACUUCACGGCCCAGGGCGAGGCUGCAGCGACAGGGGCGUCUUCGCCAUCGUGCGUAUGGAGCUUCAUAAGCCGUAUCCCAAUACCUGCAAUCCUUAGCGAAUCGACUGGUAGAGAUCCGGAGGGCCGUCAUGGUGAGAAGGGCCGUUCGCCUCGCAAGCGGCCGCGCACCUCUGCGUCUCAUCACCCGGACAGCGUGGCAUCAGAGGAAGAGGAGAGCUCCUGUGCCGCCGCGGCACGCAGUGUGUUGGCCCACUGCUUGAAUGUGGAGGAGGCGAUGCGUCACGACACCAACGCAGAGGCGGUAUUUCGCCUUGCAGAUGCUCCGUUUGUAGUGACAGUUCGGGCCCACCGUGUCUACUGCGCCCGGGCUGACCCAGCGAGGCAUCCGCGCACGCACCCCACAACGCCGUCUUCGGACCACUUCUCCACCAAACCCCAUCCGGCUGCGUCACCAUACGCACUGUCGCUGAUGCUGGAGGAUGCCUACGCGAUGCAGGUUCGGCCAGCGCUCAGCGACGCUCGUGCUGCGCCAACCUCGUCUGCGCCCACCACCGCUCACUGGGCCACUUCUUUGCUGUCCGGGUACGACCCUCAGCAGCGUCCAGAGGACGACGGCGAGGCGGGGCACAGCGCCGCUCAGCAAACCGUCAACGCCACCGUUGCACGCGCGCCGCACACGUUCCCCGAUGUGGUCAGCGUGGUGCGAGAGAGCUGCCGCCGGUUUCAGCGAACGCACGAGCGGUUUUGUGCUUUGUACGCUCGUUGCGUCCAGGCCUGCGACCCGAACGCCUCCCCCGCCGCCAGCGCCACCGCAAAAGAGGCGGGGGUCGUAACGGGCGGAGCCUCCUCAGCGACGGCACAGCAGGUGCCUGCGACGGCGGCUGCGCUGGUACCCGAGGCGGCGGUCACAACGCAGACGCUCUCGCCCGCUGUUGCCUCACAGAACCUGCGCUUACUGCGCCGGGCAGAAGCGGUGUACGGCGCGUUGUCGGAUUCGGUCUCUGUGCGCUUUGGCAAGCUGCGUGGGGCUGCGCGUAUGCCCGUUCCCGCCGUACGCACCGCUGCCGAUGUGGCUCAGCUGGAGGAGUGCCAUAACGUUGAGUUCAAGGCGAGGGUGGGGCGCGUGACGAACGGCUCCUCAGCUGGUGCAGACUCCCACCCGCAGCGCCAUCCCGUGCUGAUGGAUGCGGAGCGACUUCGCAACACAAUGGCUGCCAUGGCAGCAUGCCGUGGUGGUGUCAUACUUCUCGGCGUUGCGGACGACGGUCGCAUUCUCGGUCAUGCAAGGCAGCUGGGUGUCGCGCGCCAGUUGCGCACGUCGGGAUUCUGCCCGGCGAUGGUGAAAGACACGGUGCAGGUGAAGGAGCUGCGCUGGCUGAGUGCGAGCGGAGGUCUUGCCGACGCCGGUAAGGCCGUUUUGGGUGAGAGCAGUGGCAAUGGCGCAUCGGCCCCAGUGAAGCGUGCCAUGCCCGAGAACUGGUGGAAGAAUGGUGCCACGCCGCCCGCUCCAGACUUGCCGAAGACAUCAGCGACGGCGGAGGCAGGAGCCUCAGCCGGUGAUCAAGUGAUCACCGUCGUCAGCGUCCAGAAGGGCCAGGCGCCGUUCUACGCAACCUCUAAAAACGCGCCUCCGUAUCAGCGUGGUUGCGCGAGCACAACAGUGAUGCCGACCAUGGUGGUGGCACGCCGCAUCAUGAAGGAGCUCGCCUAA